Messenger RNA from Purpureocillium takamizusanense, 1134 nucleotides. RefSeq lists its product as uncharacterized. NCBI's taxonomy places the organism in Eukaryota, Fungi, Ascomycota, Sordariomycetes, Hypocreales, Ophiocordycipitaceae. The record is from RefSeq and is a predicted model, not a curated record. The transcript has a single exon. The coding region runs from base 1 to 1134 and encodes 377 amino acids.
AUGCCGCCUAGACUCGACGACGACCACCACGGUGAUCAAGGUGCAGGGGAGCCGGCGGCGGCAAUGCCGCUCUCGCCGCGUCAGUCUCGCGUCGUCGGUGCCCUGCUCGGGCUGCAUGCGGGCGAUGCCCUGGGGGCAACGCUCGAGUUUGAGACGCACGCGGCCGUCGCGGCGAGUCACCCGCGCGGCCUGCGCGACAUUGUCGGCGGCGGGCCCUUUCGCUGGCCGGCCGGGCACGCCACCGACGACACCGACAUGACGCGCGGCGUGCUCCUCGCGUACAGGGAUGCCGCCGCCGCCGCCGCCGCCGCCGCCGGGGACGCAGACGCGGACGUGGACGUUGCGAGACGCGCGGGGGACUACUUCGUGCGAUGGCUCCAGGGCGACUGGCCGGGCCGCGUGUUUGGGUCGCGGCCCGUGGACAUCGGGGCGGCGACCAUCAAAGGCCUGCUCCGGUACGUGGACUCGCAGGACCCGGACCGGGCGGGCGCGGGCCAGGGCGCGGCGGGCAACGGCAGCCUGAUGCGGUGCCUGCCGACGGGCCUGUUCCAGACGGACCCGGGGCGGCUCGUCGACGAGAGCCAGCGCAUCAGCCGCAUCACGCACGACGACCGGCGCUGCACCGUCGCUUGCGCCGCAUACAACACCAUCGUCGCGGAGCUGGUCCGGGGCGCGCCCGCCGACGACGCCGUGCGGGCCGGGGAGGCCGUGGCGGCGCGGCUCGAGGGCGACCACGGAGAUGGGAACGGGGAUGGAGACGGAGACGGAGACGGAGACGGCGGCGGCCCCGUCCUCGCGGCGCUCCGGCUGGGCAGGCGGCUCUCCGUGGCGGACAUGGCGGACCCUCGCGGCGGGGGCCCGCCGCCCGAGAUGCUGCCGGGCCGGUGCGGGGGCUACGUGCUCGAGACGCUGGCCGUGGGCGUUGCGGCGGUGCUGGACACGGGCCGCGGGCUCGAGGACGUGCUCGUCGACGUGGUGAGGCUGGGCAAGGACACGGACACGAACGCGGCUGUGGCCGGCGGGCUGCUGGGCGCGCGCGACGGCGAAGAGGCUGUGCCGCGGCGCUGGAGGGACAAGCUACAGUUUGCAGACGAGUUUAGAAGCAUCGCGCUGUCGUUGACGGCGGCGCCGUGA